Messenger RNA from Fonsecaea erecta, 1017 nucleotides. RefSeq lists its product as hypothetical. Gene Ontology annotation, molecular function: triacylglycerol lipase activity. NCBI's taxonomy places the organism in Eukaryota, Fungi, Ascomycota, Eurotiomycetes, Chaetothyriales, Herpotrichiellaceae. The transcript has a single exon. Gene Ontology annotation, biological process: triglyceride catabolic process. Bases 1 to 1017 code for a protein of 338 amino acids. The record is from RefSeq and is a predicted model, not a curated record.
AUGGCAUCCGCCUGCUUUGCUGCUCUUCUGGUCUUUCUGUUCUGCCUGGGCGGCCAGUCGAUCCCGACCCAUGUCCGUGCCGACCAUCAUUCAAUACGAUCCUACGCCGCUAUCGGCGACUCUUACGCUUCGGGAGCUGGAGCAGGCACCCCAGGAUGGCCACCGUAUGCAGACUUCCGCUGUGGCCGCUAUUCUGACGCAUACCCUAUCCAAGUAGCCAACAACUCCCUCAUCAACAUCGAAAAAUCAAAAUUCAAGCACCUUGCAUGCGGUGGUUUGACCAGCACGGUCAUCCUGCGAGACCAAGUGCCCUAUAUCGGCGACUCGGACCUCGUGACUCUGACAGCCAGCGGAAACGAUGUCAACUUCUUUGUGGUCUUGAACGAGUGCGUUUACCAUUGGCAGCCGUCGAUUGGCUGUGAAGGUCAGCUUGUCAAGGCCCGAGAAAUCAUCGAGACAACUGCCCUACUGAAUCUGGAGAACAUCAUCUCUGGAGCUGUUCAGCAUCUGAAACCUGGAGCGCUCCUGAUUGUUACGGGCUAUGCCAGGUUUUUCAACGAGAACACAGACUAUUGUGACACUGCGACUUUCAGCCAAACCAGACCUCUGGAUUACCUGACUAAAGCCAAGAGAAGGGAACUCAACCAGUUGGUGAUGAUGUUGAACGACGUGAUCAAGGCGACGACAGAGCUCCAUGGGGCUGUUUAUCUGGACAUCGAUGGUGCUUUUGAUGGCCAUCGGUUUUGUGAACCCGGGGUUGAAGAACCAGAUAUCGAUAGAAACGAUACUUGGUUUUUCAACAUGCCGCCACCACCGACCACGCAGUCCCUCGCCGCCUUCACGUCUCAAGAGCCGUUGGGCGACCCAGAGGGUAUCCCUGACCCUCAGGUUGUCCCUGAAUGGCCCCAGAUCAAAAAGUGGAGGGUUUUCCAUCCCACCGGAGCAGGACAUCACGGCAUAUCGGAGGUGGUUGUGAGGGAGAUCCUGCGCCGGUCUCGUCCUGAUCGCCGUGGGUAA